CCGAUUUUUCCAAUUUCACAACUUGAAUGCAGGUAGGCAUGUGGACCGUGUGUUUUCUACUUGAAUGACAUAACCAACAAGAAAAGAAGGACCGACGCGAGGCGCGACGCAUCCAAUCACAGGCGCUCCUGCGGCGUACAAGUCUUUGAACAAAGACAAGCGGCCGCGCCAGCCAAUCACAUUUGAGAGUUCUCGAAAGCGGGCGGGAGUUUAACGGAAAUGGCACGGGCGCCGGCCAAUCGCAGCCACGAACCGCAAGCCAUCCGCCAAUCGGCGUUUAACCUCGCAAGGAUUGCGUCGCCCACGGUGCUCAGUUGAAUUCCAUUGCCGUCCAUUAAAACAACCGACUUGGAAAAUACAAUAUCAAAGUGUGCUCAGUUUUACCACAAGCUCGCGUGCUUAAUUCUCGUCAGGGAUGGCGUUUUCAUGCAGCGAGGGUAUUGAGAAACGCUCUCCGCAUGUGUAAGGCACGCAUCUUCGACCCUGUCGUGGCUCGCUGCAUUGCCUGGCAAAACGGAACAAUUGGUGGAUAAUUCUCCUCGUGACUUCAGUUGAGCUUAUUUCAUCGCUGAAAUACAGAGGAACUCGAAUGAGUUUUCUGUCAUGAGUCCGGCAGGGUGCUCCCAUGUGAACGGUUUCAAAGUGGACAACUGGAAGCAGAAUCUGCGCGUCAUAUACCAGUGCUUUGUGUGGAGUGGCUCUGUCGAAACCAGGAAACGCAAGGCGAAGUCAUGUAUAUGUCACAUGUGUGGAGCUCAUUUAAAUCGGCUUCACUCCUGUCUCCAUUGUGUGUUCUUCGGCUGCUUCAGCAAGAAACACAUCCACGAGCACGCCAAAAACAAGAGACACAACCUAGCUAUAGACCUUUUGUACGGUGGAAUAUAUUGCUUUGUGUGCCAAGACUACAUAUACGACAAAGACAUGGAGCAGAUUGCCAAAGAAGAACAAAGAAAAGCAUGGAAAUUGCAAGGUAUUGGAGAGAAAUAUUCAAUGUGGGAGCCUACGAAGCGAGAGCUGGAGCUGCUGCGACACAACCCCAAACGAAGGAAAAUUACAGCCAACUGCACCAUAGGAUUGAGGGGUUUGAUAAAUCUGGGGAACACGUGCUUUAUGAACUGCAUCGUUCAGGCUCUCACACACACUCCGCUGCUGAGGGACUUCUUCCUGUCCGACCGACACAAGUGUGAGAUGCAGUCCAACUCCUGCCUGGUGUGUGAAAUGUCUCAGCUCUUUCAGGAGUUCUACUCGGGUCACCGCUCUCCUCACAUUCCCUUCCGGCUGCUGCACCUGGUCUGGACUCACGCCCGACACCUCGCUGGCUACGAGCAGCAGGACGCUCACGAGUUCCUCAUCGCUGCUCUGGAUGUGCUUCACAGACACUGCAAAGGAGAUGACAAUGGGAAAAAAGCCAACAACCCAAACCACUGCAACUGCAUCAUUGACCAAAUCUUCACGGGAGGCCUGCAGUCUGACGUCACCUGCCAAGUCUGCCAUGGGGUUUCCACAACAAUAGACCCGUUCUGGGACAUCAGCCUGGAUCUGCCGGGGUCAUCCACCCCGUUCUGGCCGCUCAGCCCGGGCAGCGACGGCAGCGUGGUGAACGGAGACAGUCACCCGAGCGGAGCCACCACGCUCACAGACUGCUUGCGCAGGUUCACUCGACCCGAACACUUAGGAAGUAGCGCCAAGAUCAAAUGCAGCGGUUGCCAUAGUUACCAGGAGUCCACCAAGCAGCUGACUAUGAAGAGGCUUCCUAUCGUGGCGUGUUUCCACCUCAAACGGUUCGAGCAUUCGGCGAAGCUCCGGCGGAAGAUCACCACCUAUGUGUCCUUCCCUCUAGAGCUGGACAUGACGCCCUUCAUGGCCUCCAGUAAAGAGAGCCGGAUGAACGGACAGUACCAGCAGCCCGUCGACUCGCUGAACAACGAUAACAAGUAUUCUCUGUUCGCGGUGGUCAAUCAUCAGGGCACGCUGGAGAGCGGUCAUUACACCACGUUCAUCCGCCAGCACAAGGACCAGUGGUUUAAAUGUGAUGAUGCUAUUAUCACUAAAGCCAGCAUUAAAGAUGUUCUGGACAGCGAGGGGUACUUGUUAUUUUACCAUAAGCAGUUCCUUGAAUACGAAUAAUGGCGACGCAGGAGCGGCCAAGUCAAAGCUGUGAAGGGAGGAUCAUAUGAGUGACGUCCAGCCUGACACCUGCUCGUCCCACGAGAGCUGGCAAGAACAGAAGAGCGUUACCACACACAGACGCAGCCUUCUCACUAAAGAAAAUCAAAACAACAACAUGUAAUUAAAAAAAAUACGAAAAAAAAAUGACACAGCUAAACCAAUCUGCACUGAGCACGGAGCAUACUUGACAGAAAGCGGAGGAACUGAUGGAGGAACCUCACUACAGACACACAGACUGACAUCUCAGCACACGCAUUUCACUCUCAGUUGCGUUUCUCCCAGAACCAAUCGCAAACAUUCACGUGCGUCGCGUUUUCUCAUCCUCCUCCAAUGAUUUUCCGAGAAGUAUAUGAGGGAAAAUAUUCCUUUUUUAUUUCUUUGUAUGCAUUAUCAAUGUACUGAAUGCAACAGAAUGGUGUUAUUGACUUCAGCGUAAACCUAUAUCGUCGUUCGUCGCUUGAGUUUGGAAAUCCUGUCCUCGUCCAGCACUUUUGAUUUGUUUCGUUCACUGCCCUCGUCCUCGUCGUCUUUUUCUUUGGGCUGGAAAUGUCACUCGCACACGCAAAUCUAUAUAUAAAUCUAUUUUUAUAAGUCA
Molecule: messenger RNA, 2764 nt
Organism: Onychostoma macrolepis
Lineage: Eukaryota; Metazoa; Chordata; Actinopteri; Cypriniformes; Cyprinidae
Gene: usp22
Product: ubiquitin specific peptidase 22
Exons: 13
Coding region: 604-2127 (507 amino acids)
Biological process (GO): protein deubiquitination
Molecular function (GO): zinc ion binding; cysteine-type deubiquitinase activity
Source: RefSeq, a predicted model, not a curated record